CCAAAUGAGUUCCCAAAGCACACAUAGUGCACUCGAAGGCUAUUGUUUCGGGCCCGUUUGGAGUGCGCUUGUGUAGGGAGCCGGAAGGUACUUGGUAUGUGAAGGGAAUAAACGCCGACACGUUUUGGUGGAUCAGAGGGAAGUGUGGCGGGGUAGGGUUGGAUCGGCUGUGUUGAAUAACAACAAACCGUGAGAGGUUAUUUGAAUGCGGGGUUUGCAGGAGCAGCUCACGGGCUCGAUCUUGGAGCACAGGUUCAACUUUUCGAGGACUAAUUCGAGCGUCCAAGCGACGGUGAAGUGGUGCAGGUUGGGCUUGGAGAGCUGAUUUCCCUUUCGGUCAAAGCAGACAAGGAAAAUGUGGCAGAGAACAUCCAACUUCCACUACUAGACUCCUCUUCAGCGCUUCCUCUUCAUCGUCUGAUUGACAUUACACUCUUUACAAUGGAGUAGAACUGCCUCUUUACUUUCCUCCCCCUGCAUCCUUGAGUGGGCGCCACGCUCACUAUAUGCGCCAUGCCGAGCAAUGGCCACGCGGGGAGAUCCAUGUUCUCCAAGCUUCUCUUGCCAUUCAGGAGGCAGCGCCAGGAGCGGGUGAUCUUGGCACGCAGCGAGAGCAUUCCCAAUGAGCAUGUCUUGAAAGUCACCAUUACGGAGACGACGGUGAUCGAGGCUGACUCGGGCGUGUGGAAUUCCCGAGCACUGGUGUACCUCGCAUUGUGGUACUUCUUCAGCUUUUGUACACUCUUUCUCAACAAGUAUAUCCUGUCCCUGCUGGAGGGAGAGCCGAGCGUCCUGGGUGCUGUGCAGAUGCUCUCUACCACAGUGAUUGGCUGCUUCAAGAUGUUUGUGCCUUGCUGCCUGUACCAGCACAAAUCCCGUACUGAAUACCCGCCCAACUUUCUCAUGAUCAUGCUCUUCGUGGGAUUAAUGAGGUUCACCACUGUGGUGUUGGGGCUGGUUAGCUUGAAAAGCGUAGCUGUGUCAUUUGCAGAGACAGUAAAAAGCUCAGCGCCCAUCUUCACAGUCAUCAUGUCCAGACUGAUACUGGGGGAAUACACAGGCUUUUGGGUGAACUUGUCCCUGUUCCCAGUAAUGGCUGGUCUGGCUCUCUGUACAGCCACUGAAAUCAGUUUUAACAUGUUGGGCUUCUCUGCUGCUCUCUCCACUAACAUCAUGGACUGCUUACAGAAUGUAUUUUCUAAGAAGCUGCUAAGUGGGGACAAAUAUAGAUUCAGUCCUCCAGAACUGCAGUUCUUCACUAGCGCAGCUGCAGUGGUUAUGCUCAUUCCUGCUUGGGCCUUUCUCAUGGAUAUCCAUUUGUUUGGGAAAAAUGGGCGUGGCUUAAACCUGACCCAGGACAUUGUGCUGCUGUUGCUUUUUGACGGAGUCCUCUUUCAUCUGCAGAGCGUCACAGCCUACGCCCUUAUGGGACGCAUAUCACCUGUCACCUUCAGCGUGGCGAGCACAGUGAAGCAUGCGUUGUCCAUCUGGCUGAGUAUCAUCGUGUUCAGUAAUCCCAUCACGCUGUUGUCUGCGGCCGGCACCAUCAUGGUGUUUCUGGGUGUCAUGCUGUACAACAAGGCCAAACAAGUACAGAGGAGUACACUGCAGACUCUCGCCCAGUCAUCCGAUUCAGACCACAGGCCUUUACUUCAAGAGUCCAACAUGAAAGCAGCAGACUGACUCGAACGGAACUUAAAAUUCUACUAGGAUAGCAGUUUUUAUAUUUAUUUCGGCUUUCCAAGAGGUGGAUCAAAGUGUUAUUCCAGCUUUUUCUUUUUUGGGGGGGGCAGCAAUGUCCUCACGGACUUCCUCUUCUGACUUAUUAGAUACCUCACACAAGUGCUUAAUUGUUUUUAAAGUAAAGGGUCUAAAGUGGAGCCGAUUUUUGUCUUGUCAAAUUGACCAGAAGCAGUUUUGUCCGAUUCCUUUUAAUCCACGUGUGUACGUGCACAGUCACGUUGCCUUCUUAAUUUGUCGACAGGAAAGAGUCUGAAUAUGUGGAAAUGAGCAUCGAUUCCUUACAUGCGCUAAACUUCCUGCUCGUUAUUUUUGCUUUGCUUUGCCCGCGUACAAUUGUAUAGAUUCUUAUGAAUGAUCUUUUCCACAUCACCGUUUUGGAUCAGUAAAACGUUGGAAAUGUGGCGAGGGAAUAUCGGCGACAUUGGUAAAUACUAGAAUCAGAAGGACGAACUAUGACGUCUGGAAACAGUGCAGGAGUUUUAAACCCUACAAAAAAAUUGAUCCAGUGGUACAUAUUCCAUCAGUACGUCCUGAAAUCCUGUCGGCCUACUCGAUUGCACAAGCUUUGACCACCAUCAACCUUCUGGCUCAAAUGCCUAUAACAUGCUAAUAUUGUACUUUUUUUUACCAAUGAUGUAUAAGAAAAUGGUUUGUUCUUGUGACCACUAACUAAAGGCUGCUAAAAAGACAUUUUCCAGCUGAUUCAGAGACAUUUUCCAGUCAAACAAAAUAUAACUGGCUUUAGUAAAUCAUCUAGAUUUCAGUCAAAGGCUUUUUGAAGAUGGGGAAAAGACGACUAUUCCGGUUAUAAACCCAGCCCCUUAAAAUGAACUUAGUUUUAUUCAGCACAAAAAGUGGACCAAUAGACUAGCAGAGUGAUGGAUGUCUUUGGUCAGUUUGUUCUUUGAGUUUGUGGUAUCUAUUCCUUUAUCAUUCCUUAAUUUAGUACACAAUUCCACUAUAAAUAACUUAUAGUGCAAUUUAUGUCAUACUUUCCUAAAAGGAAAAAAAUAUACAUGAUUAAAAUGAUUAUACAUCUUUUUAUUCCUCAUUUCAGAUUCAAACCAGACGUAAAAAUGUAUCAGGUUUUAGUUCUUUGAAUAAGCAGUGAUCAGGUACAACCACUUUGUUGUGUAAACAUUGAUUUUUUUAUUUCUAUGACUAUUGCUGCAAGACCCUUUGAUGCAGGCAUCUGCAUUGUACUAUCAUUCGGAUUCUGUUUUUUUGUUUUUUCUUUCCUGCAGAGAGAAUUUAUGAUUUCUACUCCAAAGCUUACAAUCGUGUAUUUUUCCUCAUUGGGCCAAAAGUCUGAUGUUACUUGCUGACAGAAUGUUAAUCAUAGAACCUGUGAACUGCCCCACUGGAUUACUGAGUAAAAACUAUUUAAUAAUCAUCUAUUUUACACUCCGAUAAAAGCCUCACAUUCUUCUCUUUUACUUGAGCUGUGUAGUACAUAAAGCUUUGGGUUCUAAACCUGUGCUGACAUUUUGAUUUUCCCAAAAAAACUUUUCUCGUUCAUUUUUUUUGUUGAUGUUUUAUUUUAUUUUUUAUAAAUAGGUGAACAUAUCAACAUGCUGUCUAAAUAGCAAAAAGACUGACAGGACCAUGUUUGUUUAUACAGUAAUGACUAAUGAGGUCCGGAUUUUAAUAUUGAAAAUGUUUUAUGUGGUGUUGUUUUUUUUUUCCCUCUGUACACAUCGGUCUGCCCUGUGGAUAAAUGUGCAAUUUGCAUUGAGGUGUACAGGUGUGAUUUUAUUUUGUAUUUUUUUUCCAGGAGAAAUGUCAAAUUUAGUUUCUCAAGUUUAUAAUAAAAGGAGUACAGCUUUU
Silurus meridionalis is the source of this 3570-nucleotide messenger RNA. RefSeq names its product solute carrier family 35 member E2A-like. Gene Ontology annotation, cellular component: Golgi apparatus. The record is from RefSeq and is a predicted model, not a curated record. The coding region runs from base 514 to 1683 and encodes 389 amino acids. The transcript has 9 exons. Lineage: Eukaryota; Metazoa; Chordata; Actinopteri; Siluriformes; Siluridae. Gene Ontology annotation, molecular function: antiporter activity.